Messenger RNA from Sesamum indicum (sesame), 2041 nucleotides. Its product is annotated as cytochrome P450 76A2. The record is from RefSeq and is a predicted model, not a curated record. NCBI's taxonomy places the organism in Eukaryota, Viridiplantae, Streptophyta, Magnoliopsida, Lamiales, Pedaliaceae. Gene Ontology annotation, molecular function: iron ion binding; heme binding; monooxygenase activity.
UUGUCGUCCAGCCCCGUGAGCACCGAGCCCGUUACUAAAUUCCAAAGUACUACAGGAAGUGAUAUCAACACUUUGUCUGUUUGUCAACAGAGAAUAACCAAGAUUGCUCACUAAAUGCCAACAAGCAGAUUCUAGGAAUAGUUGUUAUGUUGAGGAUAAAGAUCCCUAAUAAAGAACAGGGCUGCUAGUAAUGAUGUUUGACUUUUUUUCUUAUCUGCAAUGCGAAGAACCAUUUCUAGUGCACAACUUAUAAAAACAGGUGUGAUAACAAUUGGUAUCUUUGUAGAAGUGGCGUUUAACAAAUCAAUAUUUCCCAGCCAUAUGGAUUCGAUGUGGAUAUUUCUAGUGUGGUGUAUUGGUAUUUUGGGACCGGUGCUAUUUCUUUUCUGUCGCCAGCGGUGUUCCACCUCCGGGGGGUUGCCGCCUGGUCCUCCGGGAUGGCCGGUGGUCGGCAACAUGUUUGAUCUUGGUUCCAUGCCGCACAAAACCGUAGCCGGGCUAAAGAAAGAUUAUGGCCCCGUUGUUUGGCUAAGGAUUGGCUCGAUCAACACUGUGGCGUUGCUUACUGCCAAAGCUGCUGCGGAGCUGUUCAAGAACCAUGACGCCAACUUUGCAGAGCGCACAAUCACGGAGGUGAUGAAAGUCCAUGACUUCCACAAGACGGCCCUUUCGCUGUCCCCUUAUGGUUCCUACUGGCGUGUGAUGAAGCGCAUAAUGACUGUUGAGAUGCUGGUCCAGAAGAGGAUCAAAGAAACGGAGCCCAUCAGGCGCCGCUGCAUCGGCGACAUGGUGGAAUGGAUCAACAAAGAAGCCAAAGCAGCAGCUGGAGGAGAAUCGGGCAGGAUUCAUGUGGCGAGGUUUGUGUUUCUAGCAUCGUUCAACAUGUUGGGGAACCUCAUGUUGUCGAGAGACCUGGUGAGCCCUGAGUCGGUGGAGGGCUCGGAAUUCUUUGCCGCCAUGAUUGAGCUGAUGGAGUGGUCGGGGCACCCGAAUAUUGUGGAUCUGUUUCCAUGGCUGAAGUGGCUCGAUCCUCAAGGUUUGAGACGGAACGCUGAACGUGGGAUGGCGAGAACACUCAAAAUCGUCGGACGAUUUGUGGCGGAGAGGCUUAAAGAAAGGCAAUUGGGCGGCGGGGCGGGAAAGGACUUCCUGGAAGUGCUCUUGGAAUGUGAAGGAAACAGAAACGAUGAUCAGCGACAUAACAUUUCUGAACACGAACUGAAUGUGAUCAUUACGGAAGUGUUCCUGGCUGGUUCAGAAACAACGAGCAGUAGCAUUGAAUGGGCGAUGGUUGAGCUGCUCAGCCACCCGGAAAUCAUGAGAAAGGCCAAAAACGAGCUAGCCCGGGUGGUUGGAAAGAGCAACAAAUUCGAAGAGAGCCACAUCGAGAGUUUGCCAUACUUGCAAGCCGUGUUGAAGGAGACUCUGCGACUCCAUCCUCCAAUCCCAUUCCUAGUUCCCCGGAGAGCAAUUCAAGAAACAAAUUUCAUGGGGUAUCAGAUUCCCAAGAACACCCAACUUUUCGUGAAUGCUUGGUCGAUAGGAAGGGAUCCAGAGUGCUGGGACGACCCGUUAUCCUUCAAGCCCGAGAGAUUUUUAGGCUCGAAAAUCGACUACAAGGGACAAAAUUUUGAGCUGAUACCGUUUGGAGCAGGCCGGCGGAUCUGCGCUGGAAUUCCCCUGGCUCACAGGAUGCUUCACCUACUGCUCGGAUCAUUGCUGCAUGAAUUUGACUGGCGCGUUGAUGAGAUUGGAAAGAACGCAAUGACGGAUACGAGAGAGAGAAUGGGGGUGACAGUCAGGAAAGUGGUGCCAUUGGAAGCAAUACCACGAAGGUGUUCGACAAAUUUCCCAUCUGAAUAAUGGAUCACUGCAGCGACACUUGCUUCUAUUUAAUGAGUUAAUAAUGGAUUAAAUUUAUUAGCUUUUGUUGGGAAUUGGAAUUUCUACUUUAAAAGCAUUUUCUAUUCAGUUAAUUUAUACAAGCCGUGUAUAACUUCUUUUCAAUAAAACAAAGUGAUAAUGACUGAUUACUGAUUUA